AUGGCCAAUGACUCGGGGAGUAGAGCCCUAGCGCUGGAAAGAAUGUUCACCGACGCACCCACGAAGGCGCGCUUGCCUGCGUACGUGAAAUGCCUCGUCCUGGCAUGUUUGGGCUUGGUGCCCUUCUUGGCUGUGCUCACUCGGGACAUGGACCCUUCAGACUUUCACGCUUGCGAUGACGAAUGUUAUUUCGUGCGGUACGCUGGUGUCCCAAGCUUACCGUCUACAGCUGUUGAGAAUGUUGAAAGAACAACUGGAAACAAAACAGGCUGGUGGCCAAGCUUUCCAUUGUUUGUGGCAGUCCAAACCGGUCAAAGUGUGCAAGCAAGCUAUCCACCAAUUCUGUCACCGUGGGUAUGGCUGCAAACUCCAGGUGCAGCCUACUUUCUGGGCCCCUACAUGUACACCGCGGCGGUGCUUUUGCUGGACAAUUCCAGCCACACUGAGUUCAUCAGCAGUGCGAAUGCGACACCCACGCAGUGUCAAGAAUACGACACUCGCACCAAAAUAGAGAACCACCUCGUUCAAGGCCGCAUUCGGGUGAUCUACCUUGUGGCUGUCAUUGCAUGGAUUGCAUGCAUUCUGGUGCAUGACUGGUCUUUGCUAGCAGGUGUUCACGAGCGGGUGACAUUAAAGAUUGCCUUGGUGCUAUUCUGGUGCCAGCUAUUCUCUUGCGUCGCUGCUUUCGUUUGGGGCACUGGUGCUGCAGAGGUAUUUGUGGAACCAGACAGCGGCUGCUAUUACAGGUUGAAGACUGUGGUGACAUUGCUAGCAGUGUUGCCGCCUUUCCUGCUGUUGGCUGUCACAGAGCAAAAAUACCACAGGCUUGUGCUAUCAGUUUGCCAUGGAGACUAUCUUUACUCAGUUCAGUACAGUGUCCCAUUCAGAGCAGCUGAAGCAACCGUCCCUUCCGAUCCAUCAGCAUCCCUGCUUUCCCCUGCCUUGAGGGGAGAUAGUGGCGCUGAAGGGAGGGGAGGUGUAGAGGCCUGUCCAGCGCCAAGGCUCUCCUUACCGGAAAUCCAAGAGAUGGAAUGGAUGCUUACCUGGACCUACAUGUUCUGGUGCCUUGCGCAGCAUCUGAUCAUAGCGCCCUUUGCCGUCGGGCCACUUUUCCGCAGGAUCCUGCAAGUAUCAAAAACCUGGAGAUGGGCCUUCGAUGCCUUCGGAAUUCUCAAGUUUGGUGUUUUGGCACUGAUGAUCGGUUCUGUGGUGGCUGGCCUUUAUCCGGCCUUCCGCCUCUGCCGGGCUUGCCCGACUAACUUCUUCAGCGACCAGGAACGAGAAGACACCGGCGUGUGUCUGCGCAUCAGGAGACUAGCCACUCGGGCGACGAACCUCUUCGCACUGUGUUUUGGCCCCGUGUUUAGCGUCGGCGCCGUCUGGAAGAUUUGGAGGUGGUGGCAGGGUGAGCUGCUCACAGACAAUGUCCUCGAUGAUAGUUGGCUGUGGUACUUGCACGGGACCUCGGCGUUUAUACAUGCUUCUAUCUCCUGCUCCAUGCUGCCAGCAUUCAAGGACCCCACGAUCAUGCUCAGAGCUCGGGCACUACACCUGAACUUUGAGUUGGAGAAGAGGUCCUUGGCUGAGGUGCAUACGAACCAUCCAGAUUGGCUGAUGGCUCCAUAUUUGUCGAACAAGAACCGAGAAGUCCUCACGAAGAGGGGCAGCCAGCUACUCGAAACGGAGGCGGACGACUCAGAGUGCGGUCUCAUGUAUCCGGACUCAGGAGGACCUCGAGUUUCUGGCGCGAGGUCGUCUGCAUUUGAUGCAAACGCCAAGCGGUCCUUUCAGACCAUCAUUGAUUCGUGGAAUUAG
Molecule: messenger RNA, 1815 nt
Organism: Symbiodinium sp. CCMP2592
Lineage: Eukaryota; Dinophyceae; Suessiales; Symbiodiniaceae
Source: the annotation of a GenBank genome assembly